Danio aesculapii is the source of this 2447-nucleotide messenger RNA. RefSeq names its product Rab acceptor 1 (prenylated) (gene rabac1). Bases 106 to 678 code for a protein of 190 amino acids. Gene Ontology annotation, cellular component: Golgi apparatus. The record is from RefSeq and is a predicted model, not a curated record. The transcript has 6 exons. NCBI's taxonomy places the organism in Eukaryota, Metazoa, Chordata, Actinopteri, Cypriniformes, Danionidae.
CUUAAGCCAACAUUAGAAGAAGUCACCACUGUCUGCUAACCACAUCAUAUCCGCUGCACAUCAUCAACACAGUCAACACAUCUACACAAAGUGCUACACGCCGAGAUGGAUGCGAAAGUAAGUGACCCCUUUAGCAGUGAGGCAGAUCAGCUUCCUGGAGCAGGAAUUGUGGGGAGGCUCUGGCUGCCCAAAGGUCUGUCUGGAAAUGUGAUUAAGGAUUGGGUUGACCGCAGGCGGAAGUCCAUCCGUCCAUGGGCGGGCUUUGUUGACCAGCGCAAGUUUUCCAAGCCUCGUAAUUUUGGAGAGCUGUGCCAGCGUGUGGUGAGGAAUCUGGACACCUAUCAUAGCAACUACACCUUCAUCUUCAUGGCGCUCAUCCUCUAUUGCAUAAUCAGUUCUCCAAUGCUCUUGAUUGCUUUAGGAGUGUUUGCUGGUGCCUUCUAUAUAAUCCACUUGAAAACGCUGGAGAAGAAGCUGGUUGUUUUUGGUCGUGAAUUGACUCAGGGACACCAGUUGGGUUUGGCAGGAGGAGUUUCUUUCCCCGUGUUCUGGCUUGCAGGAGCAGGAUCCGCAGUCUUCUGGGUUCUAGGUGCUACACUGGCUGUUAUCGGGUCUCAUGCUGCGUUUCAUGAGCUGGAGUCUCCUGACGUGGACGAGUUGCUCAUGGAACCUGUUUAAACCUCUCACCUUUGACCUUUGGCCUCAUGUUAACCUCAAACGUCUCCCCUCAUCUUUUGGAUCGGCACCUGUUGGUUGCACUAAUCUGACAAUAUUAGUUUACUGAACGAUUGGCCAGGACAGACUGUUAAAUGGACUUUGGCCCAGACAGAUGAAGCACAUUCAAAGACCUUUAAAUGCCUUUACUGGUACCUGUUAGUUUGUUACAUUUAUUUAUUUCACAAUAUCAAAGCACAAAGUAGUAAAUGGACUGUGACCCAAACCAAAAAAAAAAAAGCAGUUCAGUCAAACAAUAAACGGUUUCAUUUUACAUUUUAAGAAUGUAGUAAACCAGUAACCACUGACAUCCAUAACAGGAAAACAAAUACUAUGGAAGUCAGUGACUGCCAGUUUUCAACAUUCUACAAAUUAUCUUCUUUUGUGUUCAGCAGAAUAAAGAAACUCAUACAGGAUUGGAGCAAACUGAUUGUGAGUAAAUGGUGACCGAAUUUUCAUCUCUUUAAAGCAGGGGUGCCCAAACCUUUUCUUAUGAAGGGCCAAAAACCAAACUUGAUUGAGGGUGGUGGGCUGACGCUAAAUAUACCGAACUGUAUUACAUUAUUUGCCAUGGUAACUUACUAAUUUGAUAAUAUUUAAAAAUAAAUAGAAAAAAAAUUAAUCGUAUUAAUAAUAAUGAGUUUUUUACAGUGCUGUACUUGUACAAUAAGACUAUAAACAAUCUCAUUUAUAACACAAUGGAGUGCCAAGAGUUUUUUUAUUUACAAAAUUAACAAAUUUUACACUCCAGAGUGAAAUAUGUGUCCUAUAAGUGUGGUUUCAGCAACGUGCCACACACAUAUACUGUAUAUGUCAACACCUAAAAAUGGAUUUCAUGACUCUAAUAAUUAAUUAUUAAAUAUAUAAUAUUGUGAAUUAACUAAUUAAUUCACAAUAUUUAAUUGAAACAUUAAUUUCACUUCACGUUUUGUAGUUCAUCAAUUAAACAAACACACACACACACACACUUUUAUGUUAAAUUAGUGACGAUCUCUGUUGAAGGCACUCGCCCCAACCUUACCCAUUAUUCUCCCUCUCGUCUCAGAUGCUAUGGUGGGCCAAAUCAAAAGUUACCAUGGGCCCUAUAUGGGCAUCACUGCUUUAAAGGCACAGUUUGCCCAAAACGUAAUUUUAAAGUCGAGUGUCUUUUAUCUUGACACAGGCUUUUCAAAGAUUUUAACUGUUUUAAUCCGCCUUAAAGAAACUGACAAAACAAUUAGCAUCUUUUCACUUAUGUUCAACAGCAGAAUGAAAUAAAGUCUUAUAUUAAAAUAACGUAAGGGUGACUAAAUAAUGACAGUUUUGACUUUUGGGUCAGAAUUAUCCAUUUAAAAGGUAUUUAAAUAAUCUCAAACAGUUUUUGAUCACAAGGUUCUGCUAGCUCAUCAGAAAUAGCAUGAAAAAUAAAUCAAUCAACAUGAGUGUACUGUUUCGGCGGUCGGUUUCUGUGGUAUGUGGGUACCAGUUAAUACAUAAUCAUUUUGGUUUGAGCUUUGCUUGAUUUUUGUCAGAUCAGCCAGUCAGCGCAUGCAUGAUUUAAUAACCGCAUGCGUCAGCAAAUCUAAUGUAUUUCUGCUAUUCAGUGUAACCUGAUGCCAAUAUUCCUAGUGGACGGAUUUUUAUAUACAGGUUCUCCUUUUAUGCAAACGUUUGCUUUUUUUUACCUUUAUUUUCCAACUUGUUUCUGUUGUAUUGAGAAGUGGGAAGUGCAAUAAAAUGCUUCGCCUGUACAA